AUGGCAUCCCGUCCGGAAUCUAGUAGGGCCGCUGGUCUUCGCGAAAGCGCGCGAAAACAGGAGUCAUUUUACGCAGACCCUGUCGAUGAGCCUAGUAGUCGAAAACGGAAGCAAGCCAAGGGUGGGAUGGCCCCUAAGAACACCAAGACACUCAAGGAGGAAUCAAAGCCUUUGGAUACCAACUGGCUUGAACCGGAUCUGAAAAUCUCUUACGUUGGUCGAGUUACAGGUCCUGCAAAGGCAGAGCCAACUCCACAACGGACGCAAUAUAUGCACCAAGAUCCUGCCAUUACAGAGUUGAGCAAGGUACCCGCGGGCUGGACUCGUCAUGAGCAUGACCUUCAUCCUGAUGAUUAUGAAGCCCAAGUUGAACGGUGCCUGGAGCGACUGGAAGAAAACAUCAUGCCGAUCUAUUUUGAAACCAGGCUGAAGGAGCUCAAAGAGAAGUGGAAAGAUCGCGAUGCAAGAAUGGACGUGUACCCAAAGCUUAGCUGGCCCGUCGUACAGCGCUUGGAAGUCCUAGCUAAAACCCUAGAAUGGCUUGUCAAAGAAGAUGAGGAGGAUGAAUAUCAGCAGGUGGACAAUGUGAAAGCCAUUAUAAAGGCAUACAAAGACAAAACCCUUGAUUGGAAUCCAGAACUUGUUACAUACUGGUCCAAGGGCGCACAGCUUUGCCAACCGAGGCCGUUCAAAAUGGAUGAAUUCAUGCACAUCAACGUCAAAUACGAGGGCCAUACUGGAUUUUGGGUGGAAGGAUUUAAUCAUGUACCAGAACCUGAGAUGCUCCAUGUGUCCGCCACGCCUGGUAGGCUCGGCAAGCUGAUUGAUAUUGAUUUUACCAUUCGAUUUCCUUCGGAAGGUGCCUGGAUGAAUCAACAGGAGCUCGAGCUGGACUUUGUAGAUGAUACCGGAGCCGGCACAAUGACAGUAUACGGUGCCGAUGUGAGACUUCUCCAAGGCAUGCAUGCUAAUAGCGUCAUACCCGUUUCAUUGCCACCGGUCCUUGGUGUGGUUGCUAGCGUUAUGGCCGACGGCACUCAGUCCUUCGCCAUCUCAAGGAUGCUCGAGGUCAAUAUACGGGAUUCAAAUACGAAUAGCAUGCUAUUGGAUCAUUGGACGGCUGUGCCGUGCGUAGUACGCGGCGGAUUGGGACCCUACUCUGCGAGACUGAGUGGCCCGUGGAUGCGACGGAGGUUGUAUACCUACACGGCCCCUGAUAAUUCUCACCGUCUAUGGGUACACCAAGGUCGCCCCUUGGUUCGUGAUAUGCCUAGGGCAACGGUUGCCCAGAGAAUGAUGCCUAUGCCUAUCAACCCAGCAAGUUACGCACCUCUGGCUGACUAUCCUCAUCUGAAUGACAUUUACCCAGAUGGUAUCCCGCCAGAGCUAUCAGCAGGUCCAACACCUUAG
Molecule: messenger RNA, 1410 nt
Organism: Penicillium arizonense
Lineage: Eukaryota; Fungi; Ascomycota; Eurotiomycetes; Eurotiales; Aspergillaceae
Exons: 5
Coding region: 1-1410 (469 amino acids)
Source: RefSeq, a predicted model, not a curated record